AUGGAACCUGAACGAGACUGGAGUCACGACUGUUUUAAAGCCGAAGAAGAUAGUGGCUCAAAAAGGCACAAAACAGACUUGUUUUUAAGAGAUGGACCCUCUGAGGCAAUUGGAGCUGGGAAUAAAUCAGGAUGGAUGACUGCCACUGAAUUCCUCACAUUUAUGGAUCAUUUUAUCAAGUUCACGAAAUCCACUCCAGAAGAACCAGUGUUACUAUUAUUAGACAACCACUCGUCACAUAUAGACAUCAACGUAGUUGAGAAAGCUAAAGCAAACUCAAUAAUAAUGCUGUCGUUCCCACCUCACUGCACACACAGGCUACAGCCACUGAAUGUGGGCAUCAAUAGGCCUUUUAAAUCCUAUUGUGCUAAAGCUCAAGACAACUGGCUACGAAAUCACCCGGGAAAAACAAUGUCAAUUUAUGAAAUUCCCGGAAUUGUUAAAUCGGCAUGGCCUUUAGCAGCAAUCCCUGUAACUAUUAUGAACGCUUUUAAAAAGGCUGGAUGUCCCUUUAACCCUGGCGUUUUUACAGAGGAGGAUUAUGCACUAUCUUUCGUAACAAACCGGCCACUGUUACAAGCUGCGUCGUCUCAAGCUGAAUCAAAUGAGGAACCCCACCAGCCUUCUAGCAGUUCAGUUGCGAUUGAAAUGGUUGACCAGCCAGAACCAUCCAAUAUUCAAAUAUUACCUCAGAUUAAUUUGCAGCCGGAAUCUAUAACCAUAAACACUUCAACAUCGGGACAGAUUGGUGAACCACCUCAACAAUCUACAACAGAUCAGGGUGAUGUUUCUCAGGCUGCCUCUGUGACCAUUAAUAUUGCCCACGAACUUCAAUUAACACCAGUAAAGACAAAUGCUUCGGCUGUGUUUAACACUGAAAUUAUAAAGCCUUUACCAAAGGCACCCCCAAGAUUGCAGACGGCUACAAAACGCCGUAUAAGAAAGACGGCUGUUUUGACUGACACGCCAGAAAAAAAUGCUUUAGCUGAAGAAGAGGCAAGGGAAAAGGAAAGGGAAAACCUCAAGAAAAAGCUAAACGAAGAGUAUUACAAGAAAGCGAGAGUGAUAGUGAUGAUGAGGAUCUAG
Agrilus planipennis (emerald ash borer) is the source of this 1086-nucleotide messenger RNA. RefSeq lists its product as uncharacterized. The record is from RefSeq and is a predicted model, not a curated record. Lineage: Eukaryota; Metazoa; Arthropoda; Insecta; Coleoptera; Buprestidae. The coding region runs from base 1 to 1086 and encodes 361 amino acids. Gene Ontology annotation, cellular component: nucleus. The transcript is spliced from 3 exons. Gene Ontology annotation, molecular function: DNA binding.